CGGUACUCCUGGGCCAUGGACGAUCCAUGGGGUCCUGAACUUCCCAAUGGAUGGCUCAAGGCGACCGAAGGGAAGAUUGCGAGAUGUGCACCCAGAAGACGAAGAUGAAGGAGUCGAUUCAAGCCAAGUUGCAUCUAGCAGCAGGAUCCCGGCACCGCCAUCGCAGCUGCCACCAAAACGACUGGGCGUCCCGCCUCCGCCGAGCUUUGGACCGCCGUCUGCGGCGAAGAGGUCAACUUCAAAGUUGGCUUUCGAGGCAGGAGAAGCCCCUGGCCAAGCUCCACGAAGGAAACGAAAAGGCAAACGGCAACGCGCCACUCCGCUGCUUGGGAAGACCAAAGCCCCGACGGGCCUGGAGAGUGACAGCUCGGAGACCGCACGGUUGUGAAGCUCGCGCGGCUGGAAUCAGUUAUGCCUGUAAUGUGAGAUCAGCAGAGGAGCCAGAGGAGGACUCCUCGAAGGUCCAAGAGACUGGCUUUUUCCAAACCCUGUGGCAAGGGGCUACAGCUGCCAUCGGUGUUGUCAGGUAUGUGUCGCAGUUCUGCCUCUACCUGGGCAUCGACGUGGCUGCGGAGCCCGAUCUCAUCACAGAGGUGGACGACUACCUGAAGCGCCCGCUGCCCGAGGGGUGGUCGACACAUCAAACUGGGGAAGAUUGUGAAUAUGGAGCCGGAUAUACGUAUUUCAUGAAUGCUUCGACAGGGAAAACUCAAUGGACUCGACCAGAUGAGGAUGAGUUCCUGCAACACUUGCGAAGCAAGAUGAAACGCAAACCCACGGCAGGAAGUCGUCUCUUCUUUGCGGAGUUUCGGGACCGCAACCGCCGGGAGAAAUGGGCCGCGCUGGAGGAUCAGAUCGACCAUCUGUCGGGCAUGCGGCCUCUGCUGAGGGCGCUGCCGGAGGGAUCAGCAGAACCAGCUCAUGCGUCAAGCAGUAUCUUUCACGUGGUGCUCUACAACCGUUUCCCAGUGCUCUAUCCCGCUGUGGUGGAGGGCUUCGCCAGUUACUUCGGGCUGGGCUCUGUGGCGCAAUUCGCAGCGGCCGAACUGAGACAUUUUUGGGUGGCCAAGGCGGUCUUUGUUGAUCAAGGAGCUGGUACGGUGCUCUUGGCAUAUCCUUUGAACAUCUUUGUUUACUGGAAAGGCUUUUGUCAAGACAUCGGAGUGUCGAGGCCUACGGAACCUACAGAACCGGAGGAGAAGAUCUUCCCAACAGCAGCUGGGAAUGCCAAGAAACAGACCCGAGCCGCCUACAGCUUCGCAGCCGGCGCCCGGGCAGCCCGGGCUGUGGGAUGUAUGUGGACCCCUUGCGCCAUGCGGCUGGAGGAGUCUGCCGAGAUGGUCCCCCACUCUGACCUCGCACCACCGGAACCGCCCAUGGGCCCGGCGACACCCAAAGCACCACCCACGCCGAAGCAGGAAGUCGAGGGCAAAGAGACCCCGCGACAGGAGGCUGCGGAAAGUGGUGAAAGUGACCCUGACGCUGGAGAAAAAGAGACUCCAGAAGAGGAGGAAAGCACAUUGCUGCACCCCGAGGCAGACUCCGGUGAAGCAGAUGCAGCCGUAGCCGCAGCAGCCGCAGCAGCCGAAGCUGCCGCCGAAGCUGCCGAAGCUGCCGAAGCAGCGCCAAGUCCAGAGGCCGCAGUUUCGUCCAAAGAGGCCGAAAAAACUUUGCUUCCAGAGGCCCCAGAAGCUGAAGCGCUAGCGGAAACUGUUGAUCAGCCUCAGCUGGAGGAGGAUGAAAGCACAUUGCCGCAACCGGAGGCGGAACCUGUUGAAGCGGCAGACGCAGCCUCACCAAUGGAAGAAGCUGUCAGUGCUGAAGCAUCACCAACCCCAGUGCCUGAACAUGCUGAGCCUGCUGAACCUUCGGUGGAGGCGACGUCCGCAGAAGGUCCCACUGAGGAAGCGCCGGCAGAAGUACCAGAGGUGCCCUCCUCGCCGCGCUCCAGCAGCCUCUUCUCCCUGGCCGAGCAGCUGCAGCUGCAGCAGGGCGACGAGCCGCGGCGCAUCGUGGAGAUUCUGGAGGAGUUGGAGCGGAUCCCGGUCACCGUGGAGCUGUUGAGGCAGACACAACUCGGUGUGAUCUCGCAACCCUUCAAGGAUCAUGAUGACGCAGAUGUCCGGAAGGUGGCCAAACGGCUGAGGAGAAGUUGGAAAGACCUCAUUGCAGCCACAGCCGAGGCGAACGAGGCACCUAUGCCACCAGCCGAAGAGGUGUCGAUGCCGGACACUGCCGUUGCACCUGAAGCCCAGCAUGGCAUGGUGCCGCCCGAAAAAGAAGAGGAAUUGACUGUGGAGGAAGAGGCUGAUAAACUGUUGAAGGAAAUGGAGGAGAUCAACACCAAAAUGGAUUCCCCAAAACUUCAGCGGAAGGUGGGCGGCACGGAAGACGCGACGGAGCUCUUUGGGAGCACCCCACGGGAACCACAAUUGGAGCACGUCGGUGCACCAAAGCACCUCUUCCGCCCGAGCUCUGCCAGCUCUGCGGCGCCACGGCGACACUCCGCGGUGCAAGAUGCUGAUGAGGUCUUUGGCAAAUCUCCAAGAGAUGGUGCUUGGGAGACGCCGGAGCAUGUGGGUGCUCCGAAACAUUUGCUUCGACCUACGUCAGCUCAAGCUCGACGGCCGUCUUUGGAAGAGGUCUUGAGCGGAUCGGCACCUCCUGCGAAGGGGACCUUUGCCCGAGCAGCCACGCUGAGCCUAAAUCCUUUGCCGCCCACUCCAUUGCCGUCCACGGCAGCCCCACCUCCACCCAAGCAGCUUCCAAAGGCGCCAGCUCCACCAAAGCAACUGCCAGCAGCCAAGCAAGCACCCCAGCUUCCAGCGCCUAAAGCCUUGCCAGCCAUGCCAGCCAAGGCUGAAAAAGUGCUUCCCAAAGCUGAGGCCGAAAUGGAACAGAAAGUUUCUGAAGCAGCGCCAGCACCAGAACCACCUACAGUUGGUGAACUAGCCCCAGAACCACCUAAAGUUGCCGAAGCUCCAACCACCCCACCAAAAGUAUCUGAGCCAUCCCCAGUCCAAUCUGCACAACCAGCUGAGCCAGCUGUCUCAAUGGCCCCCCGGGUCAUGGCGCUGCUUCCCCCAGCACCACUGCCACCGGCACCCGCUCCAGCCCCGGCCUCGGCCCCUCCGCCGCCGCCCAAGACGGGAAGCCCUUCGCGGAAGAAGCCCAGCAUGGCACCGCUGCCGCCAGUGCCGGAGAUUGAGCAAGCCCAGGCAGAACAGGAAGCUUCCUCCGAAUCCUCCGAGGAGCUGUUGCCUGAGACGCCCGUGGCCAAACAUGCCGCGCAAGCCGCCCCAGCACCACCCACCGCUGCGGGCUAUCCGAAGAUGGCUGAAGCUCCAGCUGCACCUGGUGGAGGUGCUGGCUAUCCACAAGGUGAACUUCCAGCCAGGCCCCAACCACAGAUGAAUGCAGGGCUGCCAUCUGCUGCGCGGCGGCAGAGAGCAGAACUGGUGUCCAACUUGCAGUACCUCUGUCGCCUUUUCUUGGAGACACGAGAGCAACUCUACGCCGCGCACGAGGGGACUGAGACGGAGGCAAUCGAUUCGAUCCCCACGGGGCGGGACUUGACGUCGCCCGAACUCCCAGAACGCCUGCAGACGCAGUCCAUCGUGGAAGAGCUAGAGGUGGUGGGCACUCGUUUCCACUACCAGCUCCAGCGGGGCCGCGGUCCCAACAGCGGCUGGAUCAGCAGCAAGCUGAAGGGUCGGCCGCUGCUGGUGCGCGCGGACGUGCGCGACACGGGGAAGCACCUGGGGAAUAACGCACCCAUCCCGGAGCUGCUGUACGUGCAGGGAAGCGAGAAGCAUGGCACCUUGAGGGAGGUCCAAGGCACCUUAGACGACCUGGAACAGGGGGUGCUAAAGCACUUGGAGGGCAACCCAUCGGCCGCAUCAAAGCAGUUCCAAGGGCUGCUGGAGGACAUGUUAUUUUUAGCCUGGAGGCGGGAGAAUCGGCAACGGGUGCUCCUGUUCCUGGGGAAACAACUGGAGUUCUGCAGCAAGAAGCCUCAGCUGAAGGAAGCUGCUAGGAUCAUCUGCGAAGAGUUGUGUUUGGUGUCCUGGGCUUCAUCGAUGGUGGACGUGGAAUAUUACAGCUUUAGGGACGAACAAAGUCCGCUCGUUUUGCUUUGCGGCUUCGGCGGUUCUCAUUUGGAUGAUUUGCAGCCUGCCAUUGAGCAUUGGACGGAGAAAGGCUUUGGUGUGUUAGCAUUUGGCCCUGCGAGAUUGGGCCGGGAAGAUAUGUUGGACCUGAUCCACGCGAAGCUCUUGGAGCUUUCUCGCGGCCGCUCGGUGUUCGUGCACCUCUUCAGUGACGGCGGAUUCGGCUUCGCGCGAGCUUUGCUGAGCAUGUGGGAUGAGAGCUGGAGGAAGCAACAGACGCAGGAGGACCCACACCUGGCGCUGAAGUGCAUCAUCUGUGAUGGGGCUGGGCUGUUGCCUCAUGAGGAUGUUCCCAUCGAUCCUACGGACGAGUCUCCAGUGGAGCCGCUGCAGCCCGAGGCGACUGGCAACAGCGAAGCGCUGAAGCAGAUGACCUUUACGGCGCUGGCGUUUUUCACAGGUUGUGGCUUGAACAUGCUCAUGAACUUUGGUGCCUGCCAAGCCUUUCACGAGGAACCAGCCAACUCUUUCGGCAAGACCUUGGUUGAGUCAGCGAACAGCGGCCAGUUGGCAGGGAAGUUGUCCAGUGCGCCCCGAGGCCCGUUGCUGGGGAUCUGGCGUUUGUUGCGUGAAGUGCCGGUGCUCCUCAUCGCCUCCAAAGGGGACCGAGUGGUGCCACUGGAACGGUCGCUGUCCCUGGUCACCUGGUUCAGAAAGCUUCCGGAACGACAGCUGGUGCAAGGGCAGCGGUGGAAGGAGACUUCCAUUCUUGAAGAGGAUGGUAUGGCCGUCCACACGUUGAUUCUUGAGAAGGCGCUGCAUUGCAAAGCAAUGACCAGCCAUGCGGUCGAAUAUUGGGAGGCAGUGGAUGACCUGGCCAACUGCGAUGGGCUGCGAGAGGAACUCGAUGCAGUGCGCUUCCGACGGCUGCUUGAGGAGACUUUGGGACAAUCGCAUGGUGCAAUGCCCAAGCCUCUCAUUCGAUUGCUGAGAUCCUUCGGCCGUCGCGCGCUCUACGGACGUCGACGGAGUCCAUAUGGCCGUCGUGCAUUUGCCCAGUUCCAGCAGGCCUGUACUGGGCAGGGCCCUAAAGGCUUCGUUCUGGGUGCUGUGCCGCAGAUUCUGCGGCUGAUGGACCGGCUGGUGGACGAAGGUCGAAGGACCAUGCCUGAUGCUGUGGAGGAUGGUGGGGACGAUCCCUGGCUUGAUGGCAUGCCGGAGGAGACGGAGAAGGGACGCGGUUUGCCAGACUGGGAGAAGUUGGAUGGAAUUCUCUCUGAACCACAAAACCUCGAGUCCUUGCAAGCUGAGGCAGAUGCCUUUCUGGCAGAAACAUCGAUGCCGAAACCUCUUUGUCUUUCAAAGGCGGAACGCGCCGAGACCACUGCGGAGCCGCCGGACAGUGGCAGCUUCGCGCCGCGGGGGCGGCGCCCGGCCACGGCCGUGCCAGGUGACGAUGGCGCCGAUGCCAAACAGGGCAGGCGCCUCUUUGCUUCUGUGGGUCCUUACUACUCCUGUGACCCUGAGCUUCUUCUCAAGGUCGCUAAGGCGCCGUUGCCCAACCUGGACACUUUGGUGCGCUUCCUUAGGGGCGACCGCAUCAGGGUCGUGUCCAUGGGAACUUGCGAUGGACAAAGAGAUUUUUCGAUGACCUUCAGUUCUCGGAUUUAG
Cladocopium goreaui is the source of this 5780-nucleotide messenger RNA. The record is from the annotation of a GenBank genome assembly. NCBI's taxonomy places the organism in Eukaryota, Dinophyceae, Suessiales, Symbiodiniaceae.